Messenger RNA from Chelonus insularis, 516 nucleotides. It is a transcript of the gene Sf3b6, whose product is annotated as splicing factor 3b subunit 6. The record is from RefSeq and is a predicted model, not a curated record. The transcript has 3 exons. Bases 119 to 496 code for a protein of 125 amino acids. Gene Ontology annotation, cellular component: nucleus; cytoplasm. NCBI's taxonomy places the organism in Eukaryota, Metazoa, Arthropoda, Insecta, Hymenoptera, Braconidae. Gene Ontology annotation, molecular function: mRNA binding.
UUGUGUUGAAGGAAGCCAUUACUGACGAAAACAAACAUUUCACUUUCCGAUAUAAAAUUAUUCUUUGAUUAAUUUUUCGUCUUUUAAUAAUAGAGAAAUAUAAAAACUAACAUCCAAAAUGACGAUGGCAAUGUUACAACGACGAGCCAAUGUGAGGCUACCUCCAGAAGUAAAUCGCGUGCUUUACAUACGGAAUUUGCCGUAUAAAAUUACGGCUGAAGAGAUGUAUGAUAUUUUUGGCAAAUACGGAGCUAUCAGACAAAUCAGAGUUGGAAACACAGCGGAGACUCGAGGAACUGCAUUUGUGGUUUACGAGGACAUAUUUGAUGCAAAAAAUGCAUGUGACCACUUGAGCGGAUUCAACGUAUGCAACAGAUAUUUAGUAGUAUUAUAUUACCAGAGCAAUAAAGCCUUUAAAAGGGUGGAUGUUGAUAAAAAGAUGGAAGAAAUAGAUAAAUUAAAAACUAAAUAUAAUCUCAAUGAAGAAAAGAAAUAAAAUAUAUAUUAAAUAAUUAA